Acomys russatus (golden spiny mouse) is the source of this 3185-nucleotide messenger RNA. It is a transcript of the gene Mmut, whose product is annotated as methylmalonyl-CoA mutase. The record is from RefSeq and is a predicted model, not a curated record. Gene Ontology annotation, cellular component: mitochondrion. The coding region runs from base 81 to 2327 and encodes 748 amino acids. Gene Ontology annotation, molecular function: cobalamin binding; methylmalonyl-CoA mutase activity; metal ion binding. Lineage: Eukaryota; Metazoa; Chordata; Mammalia; Rodentia; Muridae. The transcript has 13 exons.
GGAUCUGGGCUCAGCCCUGUCGCUCCCCACCUCGCGGCCUGUCAGUUCUCAUUUUCUUUUGGGAGUAUCCAUGCUUCACCAUGUUGAGAGCUAAGAAUCAGCUUUUUUUGUUGUCACCCCAUUACCUGAAGCAGCUAAAAGAUCCAUCAGCCUCCACAUGGAAACGGCUCCUGCAUCAGCAGAAACCCCUUCACCCAGAAUGGGCCGUGCUGGCCAAAAAGCAGUUGAAAGGCAAAGAUCCAGAGGACCUCAUAUGGCGCACCCCAGAAGGGAUCUCUAUAAAGCCCUUGUAUUCCAGGGCAGAUACUAUUGACUUACCUGAAGAACUUCCGGGAGUGAAGCCAUUCACACGUGGACCGUAUCCCACCAUGUAUACCUAUAGGCCCUGGACCAUCCGUCAGUAUGCAGGCUUUAGUACUGUGGAAGAAAGCAAUAAAUUCUAUAAGGACAAUAUCAAGGCUGGUCAGCAGGGCUUGUCCGUUGCCUUUGACCUGGCAACACAUCGAGGCUAUGAUUCUGACAACCCUCGAGUUCGUGGAGAUGUUGGAAUGGCCGGAGUUGCUAUUGACACUGUGGAAGACACCAAAAUCCUCUUUGAUGGAAUUCCUUUAGAAAAAAUGUCUGUUUCCAUGACCAUGAAUGGAGCGGUCAUUCCAGUCCUUGCUACGUUUAUAGUAACAGGGGAAGAACAAGGCGUGCCGAAGGAGAAGCUCACUGGCACAAUUCAGAAUGAUAUCCUAAAGGAGUUCAUGGUCAGAAAUACGUACAUCUUCCCCCCAGAACCAUCCAUGAAAAUUAUCGCUGACAUUUUCCAAUACACAGCACAGCACAUGCCAAAGUUUAAUUCCAUUUCCAUUAGUGGGUACCAUAUGCAGGAAGCAGGAGCUGAUGCCCUUCUAGAACUGGCCUAUACCAUCGCAGAUGGCUUGGAGUACUGUAGAACGGGACUUCAGGCUGGACUCACAAUUGAUGAAUUUGCACCAAGGUUGUCUUUCUUUUGGGGAAUUGGGAUGAACUUCUACAUGGAAAUCGCAAAGAUGCGAGCUGGGAGAAGACUGUGGGCUCACUUAAUAGAAAAAAUGUUCCAGCCUAAAAACUCCAAAUCGCUUCUCCUGCGAGCACAUUGCCAGACGUCAGGCUGGUCGCUUACUGAGCAGGAUCCUUACAAUAACAUUGUCCGCACUGCAAUCGAAGCGAUGGCAGCUGUGUUUGGAGGAACACAGUCUUUGCACACGAACUCUUUUGAUGAAGCUCUAGGCUUGCCCACUGUGAAAAGUGCUCGAAUUGCCCGAAACACACAAAUCAUCAUUCAAGAAGAAUCUGGGAUUCCAAAAGUGGCUGAUCCUUGGGGAGGAUCGUACAUGAUGGAGUCUCUCACAAAUGAUGUGUAUGAAGCUGCUCUGAAGCUGAUACAUGAGGUUGAAGAAAUGGGUGGAAUGGCCAAAGCUGUAGCUGAAGGAAUACCCAAACUUCGCAUCGAAGAAUGUGCUGCCCGAAGACAAGCUAGAAUAGACUCUGGUUCUGAAGUGAUUGUUGGUGUAAAUAAAUAUCAGUUGGAAAAAGAAGACUCUGUGGAAGUUCUGGCCAUCGACAAUACUUCCGUGCGCAAGAAGCAGAUUGAGAAACUUAAGAAGGUCAAAUCCAGCAGGGAUCAAGCUCUCGCUGAGCGGUCUCUCGAGGCACUUACCCAGUGUGCUGCCAGCGGAGACGGCAAUAUUUUGGCUCUCGCAGUGGAUGCAGCUCGUGCAAGGUGUACAGUUGGGGAAAUCACAGAUGCUUUGAAAAAGGUAUUUGGUGAGCACAAAGCUAGUGAUCGCAUGGUGAGUGGAGCAUAUCGACAGGAGUUUGGAGAAAGUAAAGAGAUAACAUCUGCCAUCAAGAGAGUUAAUAAAUUCAUGGAACGUGAAGGUCGCAGACCUCGUCUUCUUGUGGCAAAAAUGGGACAAGAUGGCCAUGACAGAGGAGCCAAAGUCAUUGCUACAGGCUUUGCUGACCUUGGUUUCGAUGUGGACAUAGGCCCUCUUUUUCAGACUCCCCGCGAAGUGGCGCAGCAGGCUGUGGAUGCAGAUGUGCAUGCGGUGGGCGUCAGCACACUUGCUGCUGGUCACAAAACGCUUGUUCCUGAGCUUAUCAAAGAACUUACUGCCCUGGGACGGCCAGAUAUCCUUGUCAUGUGUGGGGGCGUGAUUCCACCACAGGAUUAUGAGUUUCUGUAUGAAGUUGGUGUUUCCAAUGUAUUUGGUCCUGGAACCCGGAUUCCCAGGGCUGCUGUUCAAGUGCUUGAUGAAAUUGAGAAGUGUCUGGCAGAGAAGCUGCGAUCUGUGUAACACCUGGAUCUUUAGUUACGUCCAAAGGAGAUAGCAGUAAAGCUAUGUCUUCAGGUAAUUCCAGCACCUGCUAAUGUGCUCGCCUUGGAAGCCUCACAUUACAAGGCCCUGAUUAUAAAUGUGUGGUCAUGCUUAUACACAUAUUUAAAGAGUCUGAGUUAAAACAUAAAAUCUGAAAAUCUACACCAAGUGUUUCUCCAGUACAUUACUUCAGAAAAUUAAAAUGCUGUACUGCUUAGAAAUAAUUAACAAUACAAUUACUUAUAAAUAACUCUUUGUGUUGUUUUUUUAAGACAAGGUCUCACUUUGUAGCCCUGGCUGUCCUGGAACUCACAAUAUAGACCUGGCUGGUCUCAAUUCACAGAGAUCCACCUGCCUUUGCCUCCCAAGUGCUGAGAUUAAAGGCAUAUGCCACCACGUCUAGCAAAUAAUUAAACUUUACAUUUAAAAAUUUGACUGAUUCUUUAAUUUGGUGUUUAUUUGAGUACUGGAAACUCAAGUUCCUGUGUUAAUAUGUUAAUAAAAUAAUGACAUUUAUAUUAGAAGAAAUUGUGGGGGGUAUUUAUGGAUGGAAAUGGAUUGAAGUUAUGGUCCUCAGCCAGAUCUACCAUUGCUUCAAUUAAAAAAAAAAAAAAAGCACCAUCCCCUGCACAGUGGAAUAGGGAACACAAGCAGAUAUGCCUUCCAGGAUUGCUUCAAUUCUUUGUCAGCAUGGAAUGAUAUUGUUAAUGUCAGGCCUGACUCAAAGCUCCAGAAAAGAUGUUUGUGACCCUUCUUUAAAUGAUGUGCUGAUGAUUCUGUGAAUUCUUCUAAAAUGGCAAUCUAAAUCUAUUUUGUUGUUGUUGUUGUUGGUGGUUU